Molecule: messenger RNA, 867 nt
Organism: Triticum turgidum subsp. durum (durum wheat)
Lineage: Eukaryota; Viridiplantae; Streptophyta; Magnoliopsida; Poales; Poaceae
Source: the annotation of a GenBank genome assembly
AUGGCGGCACUGAUCACUCGGGCCACUUCAGUGGCGCUGGUGUCCGAGAUGAUGGCGCAGGGCCGCAAGUCUGCCGCUGCCCUCGAGGCCCUGCUCCAGGUCCAGGACCAUGCCGGGAUGCGUGAGCUCACCGCUGAAAUCCUCCGCUGCUGCGACCGCGCCCUCGGCGCCCUCCACGGCAAACCUGCUGGCCGGCAUAAGCGCAAGCCGGCCCGCCAUGGCGGCGCAGCCACUCAGACAAAGCCCAAAACAAGGACGCGCGCGAGCAGCGGAGAGACGACCAGGGUGGAGUGGAAGCGGAACUGGGACGACGGCUUCAUGUGGACCAAGUACGGGCAGAAGCACAUCCGAGGCAGCGACCACCCUAGGCACUACUUCAGAUGCGCCUACGCGCUCCACGACGGCGGCUGCCCCGCCUCGAGGCAUGUCCAGCGAUCCCCGGAGCAUGACCCUCCCCUCUACGUCCUCACCUACUUGGCCGACCACACCUGCUGCCGCCACGGCGUCGCGGCCGCCGUUGUGAAGAACGUCAAGAUGCAGCCGCCGCUCGUCCUUGACUUUGGGUCGGCGGCCGCACCGUGCAGCCGCUCUCCUUGUUGGCUCAACUACGGCGAUACUGUUUGGGGUGAGACCUCACGCUCGCAGGAGCUCCGAGCUGAGGUGACCAAAGUUGAGUCAACGCCGUCGUCAGACUUGCUCCCCGCGGUGCCGGCGGUUGUGGCGCAGAUGAGCUCGUCGGCAGACGACGCCCGUUGCUCCUCUCCCCCUGCUGCAUGGGACCCAUCGGCUGCCGAUUGGGAGUACUUCGUGAACAACUCUUCGGAUUAUGUUAGAGAGUUCUUCGAUUUGGAAGACGUUGUCUUGUAA